CAACGGUGUAUGUCCGCCGACACAUAAAUUAGAAGGAGACUUCUCUUCUAUCUUCAAAAAUUCAAAAACCCAAGUUAACACGAUGAUCAUUGACCCAUGUAAUAACCAUUUAUUUCUUUCUUAAAUACACUCUACCUGCCCAUCUAACAUCUGCCUUUUCUUUUUUUCGCCUUAAAUACUCCAUGCAACCCCUCCUCCUUCAUUACAGCCCCUGUUGCCCUCAUUUUCAUUACAUUCCAUUGCAUUCCCUACUACAGUACUAAUGUCAAGAUUCCUGUUUUUGUUUACAAUCUUUCUUUCUAUUUCUAGCUCAUGUUCUUCUGGCUCAUCUACUGCUGACUAUAUCCAAAAUGAAUGCUUAAAGGUGCCGAUUUCUGCAUUUGUUGGCUCUUUGGAAGCUACUCUUGGCAUCAUUAGAGAUGUCACUUCUACCAUCUCGAAUUUUGGUAACUUCUUUGGUGAUUUUCGUUUAUCUAAUGCUAUAUCUGACUGUCUUGACUUGCUGGAUUUCUCUGCUGAUGAAUUAAGCUGGUCCAUGUCUGCUUCUCAGAAUCCUAAGGGUAAACAUAACAGCACCGGUGAUCUAAGUUCUGAUUUAAGAACAUGGUUAAGUGCUGCAUUUGUUAAUCAAGGAACAUGCAUUGAUGGAUUUGAAGGAACCAGUGGCAUUCUCAAGGCAUUAGUCGGCGGUGGUCUUAACCAGAUCACUUCAUUAAUCCAAGAACUUCUAAGUAAGGUGGACGCAAAACCCGAUUAUUAUAGCAAAAGUGGCAAGAAUGAUGAUUUCCCUUUGUGGGUUAAGCAUGAAGAUCGUAAAUUGUUAGUGAUAAAAGGGGUGACACCUGAUGCUAUAGUAGCAGCAGAUGGGACUGGGAAUUUCACUAAGAUAAUGGAUGCAGUAUCAGCAGCACCUGAUUAUAGUUUCCGUCGCUAUAUCAUAUAUAUUAAGAAGGGUUUUUAUAAUGAGUAUGUGGAGAUCAAGAAGAAAAAAUGGAAUCUAAUGAUGAUUGGUGACGGCAUGGGCGUCACUGUAAUUUCUGGUAACCGGAAUUUCAUUGAUGGUUGGACCACUUUUCGAAGUGCAACAUUUGCUGUUAGUGGGAGAGGAUUCAUAGCUCAAGGCAUAACUUUUGAGAAUACUGCCGGACCUUCAAAGCACCAAGCAGUUGCCCUCCGAUCCGAUUCGGACCUAUCAGUCUUUUAUAGGUGUGAAAUUAGGGGCUACCAAGAUACACUCUACACUCAUACAAUGCGACAAUUCUACCGCGAAUGCCGUAUCAGUGGCACUGUAGAUUUCAUUUUUGGCGAUGCCACUGCAGUUUUCCAGAAUUGCCAAAUUCUAGCCAAGAGAGGUCUACCAAACCAAAAGAACACCAUUACAGCUCACGGCCGCAAGGACCCCAAUCAACCAACUGGAUACUCUAUCCAGUUCUGCAACAUUUCAGCAGAUAUUGAUCUCUUACCUUAUGCCAACUCCACAUACACAUAUCUUGGUAGACCCUGGAAAAAUUUUUCAAGAACUGUAGUGAUGCAAUCCUAUAUGAGUGAUGCAUUAAGGCCAGAAGGAUGGCUUGAAUGGAAUGGCAACAUGUACCUGGAUACUUUGUACUAUGGCGAGUACUCGAAUUAUGGGCCAGGAGCUGGGCAGACUAAGAGGGUGAAAUGGCCUGGAUAUCACAUCUUUAAUUCUUCCUAUCAGGCCAAUAAUUUUACAGUAUCCCAAUUCAUUGAAGGAAACUUGUGGUUGCCGUCAACAGGAGUGAAAUACACUGCAGGUUUAGGGGUCUAAUUUCUAAUUAAUAGUGAAUGCAUGGUGCCUGCGCUUAUUCUAUGUUAAAGUAGUUUUAAGUAUACUUGUUCAGGGUUUUUUGUGUGUUUUUUUUUUUUUUCAAGUCCCCUAUAUUCUUUUGGAUGAAGAUUUAUAGGUUCUUCUUUUUCAGUUUCUCUUUAUAUUUCUUUAGUUCCUGUUAUUUUGUCAAUUGGCAAUGAGUUGUAUUAAAGAGGGGAACUUGAUGUAUUAACAACUAGCGAAUACGUGCAUUCCAGUUUCCAGACAUUGGUAUGCUUUGCUUAUUGGGCUUUACUUGCCCCCAUUAUGAAAGAUGAUAACGUUAAUAUC
Messenger RNA from Ricinus communis (castor bean), 2119 nucleotides. Its product is annotated as pectinesterase/pectinesterase inhibitor PPE8B. The record is from RefSeq and is a predicted model, not a curated record. Gene Ontology annotation, biological process: cell wall modification. Lineage: Eukaryota; Viridiplantae; Streptophyta; Magnoliopsida; Malpighiales; Euphorbiaceae. The transcript is spliced from 3 exons. Gene Ontology annotation, molecular function: pectinesterase inhibitor activity; pectinesterase activity. The coding region runs from base 263 to 1789 and encodes 508 amino acids.